This is a messenger RNA of Drepanopeziza brunnea f. sp. 'multigermtubi' MB_m1, 690 nucleotides long. RefSeq lists its product as uncharacterized. The record is from RefSeq and is a predicted model, not a curated record. Lineage: Eukaryota; Fungi; Ascomycota; Leotiomycetes; Helotiales; Drepanopezizaceae.
AUGAUGCAGUCAUCGCAAUCUACUACUAUUUGCUCGAUCUUGCUAGCCUUGGGCUUCUUCCUUAAUAGCGCUUAUGGAGUCAACCGCAACGGAAGAGAAUUUAUCGGUUAUCGAGUUGUUUAUGACAGGGAAGCCGAAUACAUCAACAGUCACUUGAAGCCGUAUAGAGAUCCAAGACUCGAUGAUGAUGAAGUGACCCAAAUAGGGCAGGGCUUUGAUUUGGUAAACAAGCCUGAAGGUUUCCAAACGGAACCGAGCGAGGAAUACUUCCAAUGGUUUUGUGUUGUCGAAGCGGAUAGUGCAAAGCUUAAAGCUGCAAGCAAAGUAUGGAUUCCAGAGCAUACCUAUGAUGAUGAUGGUAGGGAACGGAAAUUAUGGUUCCAAAGCGACGAAACUCUUUUGAACUAUGUCAAGACAAAAGUGGAAGAGAACCCGGAGAACGCAAUACGCUUUUCCUAUAUGCAAUACCAUCCUGAAGAGUUCCAAAUGGUUUUGCCAACUAGCAUGGUAAACAAUGACGAGUUGAAUCUCUGGGCUUACUGCUACAAAAGAAAGGAGGACCUACAAAAUUAUUGGAGAGAAACCAUUAAAUGGCAGAGGUGGAACAUUGCUGGAGAUCCCAAGCCCAGAAAGUCGUUGUAUCACCAGGUCACGGGUUGGUUUGGUUCGUCCUCUGGGGGAAGAUCUUGA